This is a messenger RNA of Brettanomyces bruxellensis, 1011 nucleotides long. RefSeq lists its product as uncharacterized. Gene Ontology annotation, cellular component: cytoplasm. The transcript has a single exon. Gene Ontology annotation, biological process: carboxylic acid metabolic process; tricarboxylic acid cycle. The record is from RefSeq and is a predicted model, not a curated record. Lineage: Eukaryota; Fungi; Ascomycota; Pichiomycetes; Pichiales; Pichiaceae. Gene Ontology annotation, molecular function: L-malate dehydrogenase (NAD+) activity. Bases 1 to 1011 code for a protein of 336 amino acids.
AUGGUUAAAGUCACAGUUCUUGGUGCCGCAGGCGGUAUUGGCCAACCGCUCUCUUUGCUUUUAAGACUUAACAAGAAUGUCACGGAGUUGUCUCUUUUUGAUAUUGUCAAUGCUAACGGAGUGGCAACAGAUCUUUCGCACAUUCCAACAGAGCAGAUUAUUCAUGGAUUUGUGCCAAAGUCCAGAAAGGAUGUCUCUCAGCUGAGAGCUGCCCUUCAAGGUGCAGAUAUUGUCGUUAUUCCUGCCGGUGUGCCAAGAAAGCCAGGCAUGACCAGAAACGAUCUUUUCAAGAUUAAUGCCUCGAUUGUGAGGGGUUUGGUCCACCAGGCUGGUGUUGUGUGUCCAGAUGCAUUCAUUUGUGUCAUUUCCAACCCAGUGAACUCAACAGUUCCAAUUGCAGUUGAGGAAUUGAAGAGUCUAGGAGUGUACAAUCCAGCCAAAGUGUUUGGUGUCACUACAUUGGACAACCUCAGACUUGAGGAAUUCCUAAGCACAGCCAUCAAGGGGGCAACCGGUAAGAUUGUUGAUCCCGCAGAUCUCCGUGGUGACGUCAUCUCCAUUGGCGGCCAUUCUGGAACCACAAUUGUUCCGAUUCUAAAUGCCUGGGCCAGAAAUCUCUCGAGUGAAAAAUAUGAUGCUUUGCUACACAGAGUGCAAUAUGGAGGUGACGAGGUUGUUAAAGCCAAGCAGGGACGCGGUUCAGCGACAUUGUCGAUGGCUACUGCUGGAUACAGAUUUGUGAGCAGCUUGUCCGCUGCUUUGAGAGAAGGGAAGACGGUCCAGGAAGUUGCAUUUGUGAAUUUUGCUCAACUUCCAGGCUCUGUGCCAGACUCUGUCAAGGCACAUGUUGAAUACUUGAGUUUGCCAUUCAGCUUGAAUGCCCAGGGUGUCCAGUUUGUCCGUUUCCCAACGAUCUCGGCCAAUGAAGAGAAACUUCUUGCAGUUGCAGUUGGCCAGUUGAGACAGGAGAUCGCCAGAGGUGUCAAUUUCGUUAACAAGCCAAAGUUAUAA